This is a messenger RNA of Ceratotherium simum simum (southern white rhinoceros), 2127 nucleotides long. The record is from RefSeq and is a predicted model, not a curated record. Lineage: Eukaryota; Metazoa; Chordata; Mammalia; Perissodactyla; Rhinocerotidae.
AGUUUCUUGCACCGAUAAGGAAAAACUGCUGAAGUCAUGAGGCUGCUCCAGGCAGAGCCCGAAUCUAACAGAUCUAAAGGAAGCAUCAUGUUCCAUGACUUCAUUUCACCCCAGGGGACUUCAGACUGUCCGUGCCCGGAAGUUCAAGAGUAAAAGGCCACGGAGUAACAGUGAUUCUUUUCAGGAAGAGGAUCUGAGACAGGGUUUUCAGUGGAGGAAGAGCGUCCCUUUUGGGGCAGCCUCGUCUUACUUGAACUUGGAGAAGCUGGGUGAAGGUUCUUAUGCUACAGUUUACAAGGGGAUUAGCAGAAUAAACGGACAGCUAGUGGCUUUGAAAGUCAUCAGCAUGAAUGCAGAGGAAGGAGUCCCAUUUACAGCCAUCCGGGAAGCUUCUCUGCUGAAGGGUUUGAAACAUGCCAAUAUUGUGCUCCUGCAUGACAUAAUCCACACCAAAGAGACACUGACGUUCGUUUUUGAAUACAUGCACACAGACCUGGCCCAGUAUAUGUCUCAGCACCCGGGAGGCCUUCAUCCUCACAAUGUCAGGCUUUUCAUGUUUCAACUUCUGCGGGGCCUGGCGCACAUCCACCACCAACACGUUCUUCACAGGGACCUGAAACCUCAGAACUUACUCAUCAGUCACCUGGGAGAGCUCAAACUGGCUGAUUUUGGUCUUGCUCGGGCCAAGUCCAUUCCCAGCCAGACAUACUCUUCAGAAGUUGUGACCCUCUGGUACCGCCCUCCUGAUGCCUUGCUGGGAGCCACUGAAUAUUCCUCUGAACUGGACAUAUGGGGUGCAGGCUGCAUCUUUAUUGAAAUGUUCCAGGGUCAACCUUUGUUUCCUGGGGUUUCCAACAUCAUUGAACAGCUGGAGAAGAUCUGGGAGGUGUUGGGAGUCCCUACGGAGGAUACUUGGCCUGGAGUUUCCAAGCUACCUAACUACAAUCCAGAGUGGUUCCCACCGCCUAAGCCUCAGAGCCUUCAGAAUGUGUGGAACAGGUUGGGCAGGGUUCCUGAAGCCGAAGACCUGGCCUCACAGAUGCUGAAAAGCUUUCCGAGGGACCGCGUCUCGGCGCAGGAAGCGCUGGCUCACGAUUAUUUCAGCGCCCUGCCGGCUCAGCUGCACCAGCUUGCUGACGAGGAGUCUUUGUUUACCGUCUCAGGAGUGAGGCUAAAGCCAGAAAUGUGUGACCUUUUGGCCUCCUACCGGAAAGGUCGUCACCCAGGCCGGCUUAGGAAAGGCUGGUGAAAAGAAAGGCGACGUCACCAAGAUCCUUCCAGGGCUACAUUACUGCUAUUUCAGUUUUAAUAUGCUUGAGUUUACUAAGAAGCUUCAAAUCUAACUCCACACUGGACCAGGGGUUUUAUACCAUCACCUGUGACCUGAAAUCUUUUAAAUAUGAGAUCCAAGGCAAUGGUCAUAAUACUUGAAGAAAAAGCAAUAGAAGGUUAUUGCUAUUGUCAUUUGCCUAAAAUUUAAAGGUGAUUGGCUCAAAAAUUAGACAUAGACUGAAAUAGUCUGAGAAGAGAACUUCUGAAUAACUUCAUCCAUUUUGUGAUUUGAUAGAGAGACUUCUGGGCUGGAAGGACCACAGGAUGGAUGGAGACUGACAACUGAAAGAAUUGGGAGCCAGAGCUGGUGCUUAGAGAGGCCUGUCCCUCCUGUGUUCACUCACAAUUUCUCCCAACAAAAGGACUUCUGUGGCAAGGAGAGGAUUAGUCUAAAGUUUAGAAAAAGUCUCCAGGAAAGAUGGUUUCUUGGGUAAAGUUGUCGACAGAAAGACUUGCUUAAGACUCUUUGUUAUGAUUUCCUAGGGGGCGCUUCCUCCUUCCCUAACUGGAUUAUAAACACAUUACCACCCCACCCCAGCCAGAUUUGAGGAGUUUGGAUUGAGCUGCUGGUUAGAAUUAAAUUUCGAGCUAUCUCCUCUUUCUACUGAAUCCUAAUUGUCUGUGAUGAUAGCAGAAGUGAUGAGGAAUCCAAGCUCUGAUUUGAUGGUAGAGAUACUGAAUAAAUAGAUAGGAGCAAAGAAUUACAAAGACGUAAUUCAAGCCCUGUUGCACCAUCAGACACACGUGCAUGUGUGCACUCACAUAACCAUCAAAUAAAAUGAGAGAUCUGUCUCG